Messenger RNA from Ostertagia ostertagi, 867 nucleotides. NCBI's taxonomy places the organism in Eukaryota, Metazoa, Nematoda, Chromadorea, Rhabditida, Trichostrongylidae. The record is from the annotation of a GenBank genome assembly.
AUGUCAGAAAAUGUCAAGGAAUGGGAAGAGGGGAAAUGUCAAGUUCUUGUGCAAUGUUAUGACCAACGAGCUCAAGAAGCAUCUGGAAUUGAUAGCAGAAGGAUUGGAGCAUGUCUGUUCUGUCAGGAGUUCUGGAUGGAACUAUAUGCACUUUACGAGAUUGGGGUGGCACGAGUUGAGGUGAAAACAGUAAAUGUGAACUCAGAAGCGUUCAAGAAGAAUUUCCUUGGUGCUCAGCCUCCAAUUAUGAUUGAAGAGGAGAAGGAGGCGACCUACACGGAUAACCGUGAAAUUGAAGGACGAAUUUUUCACCUUGCGAAGGAAUUUCGUGUUCCUCUGUUCGAAAAAGAUCCCACGGUUGAGAAGCGGAUAGAGAGUCUUUACAGGAACUUCAAACUGUUCUUACGCGCUAAAACCGAGUAUGACAAAGAAAGGCGAGACAUUUCGUCCGUUGAAUCACUGCCGCCACAAAUCAAGACUCAUUAUAAUCGUGUUGUAGAGCAACUAGCUGGUAUUGAUCAGCUGCUGGCGGAUCGGCAAACUCGCUACCUCUUGGGACCGUCCAUGACGGAGUACGACUGUGAACUGAUGCCCAGACUUCAUCACAUGCGUAUAAUUGGACAGAGAAUGCUCAAUUUCGACUUUCCUCGUAAUCUUACCUACUUGUGGAAUUACGUGUUGACGGCUUAUCGAACGGCUGCGUUCAUCGAAAGCUGUCCGGCUGAUCAAGAUAUUCUGCAUCAUUAUAAGGAGCAGCUGAAUAUGUUCACGAACCAGCGUGAGACGCUGCAGUCACCGACGAAGACGCACACCAUUCCGGAAGAGGUGUUGCACGACAUCAGAAAAAGUGGGCUGGAUCAAAACUGA